Molecule: messenger RNA, 1369 nt
Organism: Girardinichthys multiradiatus
Lineage: Eukaryota; Metazoa; Chordata; Actinopteri; Cyprinodontiformes; Goodeidae
Gene: mtx2
Product: metaxin 2
Exons: 10
Coding region: 120-899 (259 amino acids)
Biological process (GO): mitochondrion organization
Cellular component (GO): SAM complex
Source: RefSeq, a predicted model, not a curated record
GACGUUAAUCGCAGGCGGAGGGUUGCAUGACUGCAGAAUACUUGUCCUUAACCUGACAUGAAGCAGCACUGCGCUCAGCUCAGAUUGUAAUUACAGUCUAACAGGAACAGUAUUACAACAUGUCUCUGGCGGCGGAGGCUUUCGUCUCGCAAAUGGCAGCUGCUGAGCCUUGGCCUGAGAAUGCAACCUUGUACCAACCUUUAAAGGAUGAUCAGAUCCUGCUCUCAGACCACGCCUCGUCUCUCGCUGUUCAGGCCUACCUCCGAAUGUGUGGUCUGCCAGUGCAGGUGGUUUGCAGAGCAAACGCUGAAUACAUGUCACCGUCUGGUAAAAUCCCCUUCAUCCACGUGGGAAACCAGGUGGUGUCAGAACUGGGGCCGAUAGUCCAGUUCACCAAAGCGAAGGGUCACACUCUGAGCGACUCCCUGGAUGAUGUUCAGAGAGCUGAGAUGAAAGCGUACAUGGAGCUCGUGUAUAACAUGCUUCUUACUGCUGAGCUGUACGUCCAGUGGUGCGAUGAUGCCACAGCAGCUGAGAUUUCUAGGCCCAGAUACAGCAACCCGUACUCAUGGCCUCUUGGGAAAAUCCUGGCCUAUCAGAAGCAGUGGGAGGUGCGCAGGAAGAUGAACGCCAUCGGCUGGGGAGGAAAAUCGCUUGAGCAGGUUUAUGAAGACGUGAGUCAGUGCUGCCAGGCUCUGUCUCAGCGGCUGGGAACUCAGCCAUACUUCUUUAACAAACAGGCCACGGAACUGGACGCGCUGGUGUUCGGUCACCUCUUCACCAUACUUACCACCAGGCUGACGAGCACCGAGCUGGCAGAGAGGAUCAAGAGCUACAGCAACCUGCUGUCCUUCUGCAGGCGUAUCGAGCAGACCUACUUUGAAGAUAAAGGCUCAUAAAGGACUGAAAAAUGCUGCUCUCUGUCAUCUCAUCGACUACAUUCUGUGUUUCCUUCUCUCAUUCCCCACAUUGUAGUAGUGACAAAGUAUAAACUGCCAUGCACACCAGCUGUGCUGUUCGGUUCUCCUUUCACCUCCAUGCUUGUAAAUGUUGCAGUUUUUCACUCACCCACACAUUUUGAACAGCAGGGCAGGUUUUACAGCUGUGCAAUGUGACCGGUUUUAGAGGGAAGAACUCCACUUGACCCCACCUUGAGAGGUGAAACGGUACCAGUUUAUUUUUCUGUCGGGGAGUUAGGGCAAGCCACUGAAAUGUGGAGCUGCUGAUGUACAAAUUCAUAGGAACAUUUUGAUGGAGAUUUACAUUCUUGAUUUUUUUCCACAUUGUUUUGCUUGUGUUAUUGUGAAGUGCCUAUAUUAGACAUUCAGCUCAAUAGUUUUAUUUUCCCCAAUAAAAAGCGUUGUCUGAA